Molecule: messenger RNA, 565 nt
Organism: Emiliania huxleyi CCMP1516
Lineage: Eukaryota; Haptophyta; Isochrysidales; Noelaerhabdaceae
Exons: 3
Source: RefSeq, a predicted model, not a curated record
AUGCACGAUGACGGCUCCGCUGGGUGCUCGUCGGCCGGUCCGGUGGCACCCUAUUCGCGCGUCACCUGCGUCACGAUGACGGGUGAGGAACCGGUCGGGCGGGUGCACGGUGGCUUCCCCGGGGCCGCCCUGGCCCUCAAGGCGACUGUUGGCGAUGCUCUUUCUGGCCGACCCGGAGAGAAACUCCUGUCCCCCAUCACCUCCAAGGGCGACACGUUCUUCGUUCGGCACCACGCCGACGCCACGGACACGGAGGUCCUGAUUAUCGCCCUCUUCAUCGUCCUUCUCGAGCCCAGCGCCGAGGACACCGCCGAAUGGGCGGCGGGUUUGGCGCCUCUCGCGGCGCAGGCUGCGGAUGAGCAGGCGGGCUGGGCGACGUCGGCGGCGCCCGCCGGCUACUACGACCCGUUUCAGCGGCUCAUAGACGACAAGUGGCACAAGGAGACGUGCGAGGCCGUGAAGAAGGCGGUGGAGGGCUGGGAGGGCCGCGGCGCGCGCAAGGACGUGACAGUCGCCCACUUGCUCUCGUACCACUCCGGACUUAAAAAACACCCGGACCAUGACG